AUUCUCAACCCAGCGAUUACGAGCCUUUUCUGUCAUGCACUGUCACAUGCAGGUGCCGAGGGACCGUUAAGCAACAUGAAAGCCACUUUCGUUCAUGCACCGACUAGGCCUUUGUCAGUUUAUGAUGUGACGGUGAGGUUUUAAGGUGGCACCAUGGCUGCGAUGAUACCACCAGUAAAACUAAAAUGGUUGGAGCACCUCAACAGCUCCUGGAUCGCUGAGGACAGCGAGUCCAUCUCCACCCGUGAAGGCGUAGCUCUUCUCUAUGGCAAGCUGCUGGCCAAUAAGGAGGUGGUUCUUCUCCCUCAGCAGGUGCUAUGUCUGAAGGGCCCUCAGCUGCCGGACUUUGAGCGAGAGUGUCUGUCCAGCGACGAACAGGAGCAUUAUCUUGAUGCGCUGCUGGCCAGUCAGCUUGCUCUGGCCAAGACGGUGUGCUCUGAUUCGCCCUUUGCCACUGCCCUACGCAAACGUCUGCUUGUGCUGCAGCGGGUUUUUUAUGCACUUUCCAACAAAUACCAUGACAAGGGCAAGGUCAAACAGCAACAGCACUCGACUGAAAACACUCUGGGUUCUGCGGACUUACAAGCAGUUAGCGAGCGGCCGCGCUCUAGUACAGACGCCCUCAUUGAGAUGGGCGUGCGAACGGGUCUUAGUUUGCUUUUUGCUUUGCUCAGGCAGAGCUGGACGCUUCCUCCGGCCGGUCCAGGGAUCAACCUCUGCAAUGAUGUCAUCACC
Sinocyclocheilus grahami is the source of this 735-nucleotide messenger RNA. RefSeq names its product probable E3 ubiquitin-protein ligase HERC1. The annotation marks the transcript as partial. The transcript has 2 exons. Gene Ontology annotation, cellular component: cytoplasm. NCBI's taxonomy places the organism in Eukaryota, Metazoa, Chordata, Actinopteri, Cypriniformes, Cyprinidae. Gene Ontology annotation, molecular function: guanyl-nucleotide exchange factor activity. The record is from RefSeq and is a predicted model, not a curated record.